Messenger RNA from Saprolegnia diclina VS20, 1890 nucleotides. Its product is annotated as TKL protein kinase. The record is from RefSeq and is a predicted model, not a curated record. The transcript has 6 exons. Gene Ontology annotation, biological process: protein phosphorylation. Gene Ontology annotation, molecular function: ATP binding; carbohydrate binding; protein kinase activity. Lineage: Eukaryota; Oomycota; Saprolegniomycetes; Saprolegniales; Saprolegniaceae. The coding region runs from base 1 to 1851 and encodes 616 amino acids.
AUGACGUUGACCCUCUCCUGCCCGGGUGCCAAGACCGCGAUCAACAAGAUCCUCUUUGCGUCCUACGGCUUGCCCGACGGCGAAGGUCUUGCCGCCAGCGCCAACCGAAAAUGCCACUCUCCCCGGUCCGUGUCGGUUGUCGAGAGCUACUGCCUCCAGCAACAGACAUGCAGCCUCUGGGCCGUCAACGACUGGUUCACCGAUGAAUGCGUCGGCACGGGCAAGUUUCUGACCGUCACGGCGCAGUGUGCGGCCGCCACACCGACCAUCGUCGUCGACGCCAGCGCGGUCCUUGCGGUUGCCAAUGUGACCGAGAACAGCACGCUUUCGCUUGUCUGUGACGCACCCCUCGUCGUCUCCAAGAUCUUAUUUGCCUCGUACGGGACGCCGGUGAACACGGGUGUGUACGCCGCCAAGGGCAAGUGCGACGCGACCAACUCGACGCAAAUUCUGCAAGCAGCGUGCGUCGGCGACCAAGUUUGCAAUGUCAACGCCGACAACAGCGUGUUUGGCAACCCCUGCCACGGCACUGGUAAGCGACUCACCGUCACGGCCUUGUGUGCUGCAGCGGCGAGCAGCACCAAGGGCAAUGCGACAAGUGCGCCUGGUUCGACCGGUAGCCCGAUUUCUCCCAGCAGUACCAGUAGCCCAACGUCUGGCACGCCUGCCGCGGGCACAGCCAGCUCAUCCUCUACACCUGUGAUCAUUGGCGUCGUCUGCGGAGUUGUGGUCGUCGUCGCCGUCGUCGUCGGCUACAUCUGCUGCCGGCGCCGUCAGAAGCAAACCGCUGCGAACCAGGCGACACCCAACUACUACUACGAACUCCAGAGCACCACCAACGGCAUGGGCUACAAGGGCCGCAACAGCAGCGUCGCAACAGGGCCGACCGGUCCCACGAUGGGCGCAGCGACCCACCGGCGGGUGGAUCCGGUGACCGAGCCGCAUGUGAACCUUGACAUCACGCCUCUUCUGCACCACCGCCUCGUGCUCGAAGAUCUCCACGUAACGAGCCGGAAGCCGUUGGCGUCUGGCGCCUACGGUGAAGUCUGGCUUGGUGUCUACGGUGGCCAGCAAGUCGCGAUCAAGCGACUCAAACAGAGGGACCCACGCUCCGUGCAGAGGUUUAUUGACGAGAUCGUCCUCAUGUCCCAACUCGAUAGCGACUAUGUCAUCAGGUUUGUCGGCGCCAGCUGGACCCGCCCCAUCGAGAUCGAGUGCGUCGUCGAGUACAUGGACCUCGGCGAUCUUCGCAACUACCUCAUGACGACGCGCCCGGGUGUCUUUACGUGGAGCCAAAAGUACGACGUCAUCCUGAGCGUCAUCCACGGCCUCGUGUACCUGCACACGUUCAAGGUCCCGAUCAUCCACCGCGACCUCAAGAGCCGCAACAUCCUCCUCGACUCGGUCAAGGGUACCAAGCUCACGGACUUUGGCACGUCGCGCGCCGCCGAGGCCGACGACACGAUGACGACAGGCAUUGGCACGUACCAGUGGAUGGCGCCCGAGAUCGUCGCGGGCACCAGCUACACGGCGGCCGCCGACAUUUACUCGUUCGGCAUCGUCUUGUCGGAGCUGUGCACACACAAGGUGCCGUACGCGGACCUGCGGCACCCAAAGACGGGCAAGGCGAUGCAGCAGCACUACAUCUUGCACGAGGUGUGCGAAGGGCGGCUGCACCCAACGUUCGACGGCGUCGGCGUGCCGACGUGGGUACCGGAAGUGGCCAAGCAGUGUCUGCAGCUCAACGACGUCGACCGACCGACGGCGCUGCAGCUCUCGGCCAUCCUCUCCAAGUACCGUCAGAGUAUGCGGGCUCUAGCUCCCAUAUCCCGGGAACUCAACACCAUGUAAACUCCAAUUAUGAAUACACUGUAAAUUGUGUACAUUUCC